Messenger RNA from Verruconis gallopava, 399 nucleotides. RefSeq lists its product as uncharacterized. NCBI's taxonomy places the organism in Eukaryota, Fungi, Ascomycota, Dothideomycetes, Venturiales, Sympoventuriaceae. The coding region runs from base 1 to 399 and encodes 132 amino acids. The record is from RefSeq and is a predicted model, not a curated record. The transcript has a single exon.
AUGAUCGACGCAACCGGCGCUCUGGUCUACAAACCCGAGUACGAACAUGAGUCCAUCCAUUACAAAGAAAGCGCCAUCAGCGGCGCUUACGCGGGUUGCAAACUUAACGUCCCCGACGAAGACCCUGUGGAUGAGUACAUCCGCGGUAAGAUCAAGGCGAUGCUCGAUCUCGUCGAGCAGAGCGUCCAGAGUCGUGUCAGGUCGGUGAACGACGCGCUCACGAUCGGCUUAGCCCAGGCCGUGAAGGUAUUCUACGCAGCGACUGCACCGGUCACAGAUGGCUACCGCAACGUCGUCGCUGCGCCGUCUCGGCUACACGCACGUUUGAACAAGGAAAAGCAGGCGAUCAAGGCUGAGCUGGAGCUGAUACGGCUGAGACUGGCGGAGGCGAGGCUAUAA